Molecule: messenger RNA, 1977 nt
Organism: Aureobasidium pullulans EXF-150
Lineage: Eukaryota; Fungi; Ascomycota; Dothideomycetes; Dothideales; Saccotheciaceae
Exons: 3
Coding region: 168-1742 (524 amino acids)
Biological process (GO): meiotic sister chromatid segregation; regulation of DNA-templated transcription; attachment of mitotic spindle microtubules to kinetochore
Cellular component (GO): mitotic spindle; nucleolus; monopolin complex
Molecular function (GO): protein binding; microtubule site clamp
Source: RefSeq, a predicted model, not a curated record
UGCUGCGAUAACCAUAUACAGAAUGUCAGAUGGUGGAUGAGCAGUUCUUGUCUUGGCGGACUCGGGCUUGCAAGUUGCGAUUGACGUUUCUGCGGGGCGCGUGCUUGCUGUAAACAAAACAAUUGUUGGCCUUGCUUCCUUGUCGCAUUCAAUCUGCGCCGCCCAACAUGCCUUCCAAGUCUGUCGCUACCAAACCGCCAGCCUCCGGAUCCGAAGACGAGAUUGGCGCUUCCGAUCUGGAAAAUUCGCGACCGGCUCCUCCCAAGAUCAACCGUACUGUCGUGAAGAAACCCGUCAAGAAGGCCGCUACUGCGACCAAGAAGACGACUGCUAAACCAAAACUCGCAAAAGAGCCCGUCGACCCACCAGAAGCUAGCGACGCUGAUGAGCCCGAACCUGCCGCCAUGGAACCUGCCCCGAAACCCAAACAGAGGAAGAGAGUCUUGAAGAAGGAUCUUGUCGCAAAGCAUGUCGCGCCUGCCCCUGAGCCCGACCCUGUGCCUGAACAAGAGGCCGCGCCUGCGCCUACAACUGCACCAGUGAAGAAGGCGACCAAGUCCACCAAGGCCAAAUCAGCAGAAGCUCAACCUGAGAAAGAAAAACCCGUCGCAAAGUCGAAGCCCAAGACGAAACGCGCCCCGUCCCCUGAACCUGCUCCCGUCAUCCCAGAGACACAACCGGAACCAGAAGAGAUUGAGCAGUCUAUUGUGGAAGAGGAGGAGCCCCCGGCCGAUCUUAUGGACAUCGACAGAGAGCCCUCAUCACCACCCCCACCGCCAAAGUCUCAUUCACGACAGCCAUCUGCCUCGAUACAACGACAAGCUGCUCCAGGUGCUGCUUACUCGCGCGCUCGCUCAACCUCCAGACAACCGGGAACCUAUUCCCGGGGCCGUAGCGCAAGCGACACGGAAAGAAGAAUGGCCGAGUCGGAAGCAAGCCGUAGAUUGGCAGAUAUGACCAAGAAGUACGAAGAAAUGCGCAUGAAAUACGACUCCUUGACAGAGCUUGGCCCAAAAGCCGCAGAAGCAAAUUUCGAGCGCUUGAAGAAGGCUACAGACCAGAAAGCAAAGGAUGCCAAUGAUUUAAUCGCCAGCCUCAAAAAAGAACUCGCCGACCUCCGGAAAACCUCCUCUUCCACGACCGCCGAAUCCGCAAAACUCCAAUCACAAGUCGCCUCCCUCACAUCCGAAAACGAGAAGCUCAAGGGAGACCAGAAAACCACGCAUCAAAGCCUCACAGAAUCACAGAAUGAAGCAAAGGCCCUGACUGCAAAACUGGAAGCCGCGAGAAAGACAAAUGCCGAGAAAGUACCAGGAUCGGCCGUCAAGAGGAUUGAUCAUGGUAAGAUGGGGGGUGCGAGUGCUGAAGCUGUCAAGGAGAAUGCGUUGAAGGAAGAACUUUAUCGUGAUUUGACUGGUUUGAUCAUCACGAGUGUGAAGAGGAAGGAUGGUGAAGAUGAGUACAGUUGUAUCCAAACCGGUCGUAACGGCACAUUACACUUCCACCUCACCGUUGCUACCGACAGCGCCGUCACAAACCCCAAGACACCAUCUGGACUGAGUUACGAGGACACAGAAUUCGCAUACGAACCCUUGUUGGAUACAAACAGAGACGCCGAUCUCAUGGAUAUUCUACCCGACUACCUUACCGAAGAAAUCUGCUUCCCUCGAAACCACGCCGUCAAAUUCUACACAAAGGUUGUCGAAAGCAUGACCAAGAGGGUUGUCGUUGAUGAGGAUUGAGGCCCCAUGUUCGAAGAGCAGGACCCAUAUCGUCUUCUUUGUCGUUUGUCGAGUAUCAGGAUUAGUUUUGUCGUUGCCUGCGCGUCUGUUUAUCUUUUUGCGUUUGAUACCACUUCCGUCUUCUUUUUCUUCUUGAAAACAAUGUUCUUUUCCUUUUUGUUUAUUAAAGCGUUUCGUUUUUUACACCCUUUGGUCUUUUUGAAUCAUCAUUGCGAUCGACUCAACUCGCCCUGCA